Molecule: messenger RNA, 1167 nt
Organism: Malassezia restricta
Lineage: Eukaryota; Fungi; Basidiomycota; Malasseziomycetes; Malasseziales; Malasseziaceae
Product: lipase
Exons: 1
Coding region: 1-1167 (388 amino acids)
Biological process (GO): neutral lipid catabolic process; macroautophagy; multivesicular body membrane disassembly
Molecular function (GO): glycerophospholipase activity
Source: RefSeq, a predicted model, not a curated record
AUGCCAGCGCGGCCUGUGUGGACAUGGGCCUGUCUGAUUGCGGCGCUGUAUCUGUAUGUGCAUGUGUGGCUCCGAAAAGAGGACGAGCGGCCGGGUGUGCGCAGCGUCGUGCGGCCGAUCCGGCGUCUCAAGGACGUGCGUGGCUUUUUGCAGGAGCGGCAGCACAAUGCGUGGGCGUCGAUGAUACCAGCGGAUGCAUGGCAAGAUACGGAGGCCGUGUGGCCUGACGUCACGGACCGACACACGCUCAAGAUGCUAGCACGUAUGUCGUGCUGGGCGUACUAUGAGCAUGUGCCUACGACCAUCACCGACGCACCAGGCUGGCAAUGGUCGAGCAAGUUUGGCUGGGACGUCGAUGGACUUCGAGGCCACAUUUUUGCGACGGCGAACAAUGCGAGUAUUUUGGUGGCGCUCAAAGGCACGAGCGCGAGUGUGUUGCCCGGUGGCAAAACGGCCCAGCAGGAUAAGGACAAUGACAACUUGCUCUUUUCCUGCUGCUGUGCUCGCGUGUCCUCGUCAUGGAAACCGGUGUGUGGCUGCUACCGUGAUCACCAGACCUGUGAUGCAGUGUGCAUCGGGCGCACGUUGAUGGAGCGCUCGCUGUACUACCCAGCGGCCACGGACCUGUACAACAACAUCUCGUACAUGUAUCCCCGCAGCCAGAUUUGGCUGACAGGCCACAGUCUCGGAGGUGUCAUGGCGAGUCUGCUGGGCGCGACGUUUGGCGUGCCGGCCGUGGCAUUCGAGUCACCUGGUGACCGCCUGGCAGCGCAGCGACUGCAUGUGCCGCUACCGCCUAGCGAACAAAACAACACGGAUGCCUUGGUCCCGGUGACCCAUGUGUACCACACCGCCGAUGCCCUGGCUACAGGGCAGUGUGUCGGCCCCCAUUCGCUGUGUGCUCGCACGGGCUUUGCGCUGGAGACCAAGUGCCACAUUGGCCAGAGUAUCGUGUAUGAUACCGUGCGGUACUUGGGCUGGUCCGUCGGUGUGCUCAGCCACCGAAUGACGCAAGUCUUGUCGGAGCUGCUCUCGGAGGACUGGGACAAGCGCGUACUACGAGGUAGGUCGGUGCCGUCCUCCGUGGCUGCGACGCUGGGAGCCGUGCCGGAGGCGCAGCAUGAGACGGACUGCGUCGACUGCGCGGGAUGGACGUUAUCUGCCUAG